This is a messenger RNA of Arachis stenosperma, 438 nucleotides long. RefSeq lists its product as uncharacterized. The coding region runs from base 1 to 438 and encodes 145 amino acids. The transcript has 2 exons. The record is from RefSeq and is a predicted model, not a curated record. Lineage: Eukaryota; Viridiplantae; Streptophyta; Magnoliopsida; Fabales; Fabaceae.
AUGCCGCCACCGCCGUACCAUCCCCGUCCCCUUCUCUCUUCUUCCUUCUUCCUCUCUUCCCCCUCUCCACCACUGCCAACCGCUGCCACCGCGCCCCCUCUCCGCCACCCACCCGCAGCCCCCCUUCUUCUAUCACUAACCCUAAUACCCCCCCUCCGCCGCCACCGCGACGCCGUAUCCCGCCACCGCGCUAAACGCUACCGCAGCCACCUUCUUCCCCGUUCCACCCCUCCCGCCUACCAGGAGGAGACUCAUCAGCAGGCAGCCACAGAGCAGGCUACCCCGCAUCAGGAGGUUAUGCCCCAGAUAGAGGCUGCGGAUCCAGAGAUCCCGAUACAGUCAGCCCCACCUCUACAGCAACCAGACUCCCAGCCCACCACCACUGAGACUCCAGCUGCCAUCCCUACCAUUGAUGACACCCCUUCACACCCGGCUUGA